AUGGCAGGUAUUCAAGUUAUCCGCCUAUAUUUUCUUCUUGCCAUUACUGUUGGCUUAAUUCCUCUGAUUCGGGGACAAUUUUGUGCGGCUGGUUUGUGUCAAUCACAAUGGGACUAUUGUGGAACAGGCGACGACUAUUGUGGUAAUGGUUGUAAAUCAGGACCUUGUUAUGGUAGUGGUGGUGGCGGCGGUGGCGGUGGUGAUGGUUCUAUUAUUACGGAACAAACUUUUGCCUGUGCAUUCAAUACACUUGAUGCUGGAACAAGAUUUAAUCGAUUUAGUGGUCUUAGAGAUUCAGGAUGGAAACCAUCGAAUAAAGACGAAGCAGCUGUUUUUCUUGCUCAUGUAUUUCAUGAAACCGAUGGUCUUAAAGUAAUCAAAGAAUAUUGUGCUCCAGGAUGUGGUCCACAUUACGCUGGAUCAUGGUGUAGCAUCCAAGGUGCACCAGGCAAAUCAUACUAUGGUCGUGGUUGGUUUCAACUCUCUUGGCCAUGCAAUUAUCAUGGAGCUGGACAAGCCUUAGGUUUAGAUCUUCUUAAUAAUCCAGAUUUAGUUGAACAACGACAAGAUGUAGCAGUUAAAACAGCAAUUUGGUUCUAUAAUGCAAAUAAUAUGGCUGCUCCAGCUAAACAAGGUGAUUUUGCAGCUACUACUCGAAUUAUUAAUGGAGCGUUAGAAUGUAAUGGAGGAUCAGGAUAUCAAAAUCAAAUGGCUCGAGUAGCAACAUACAGACGAAUUCGACAUUGCUUUGGUCUUGGAGAACCAGGUAGAAAUCCAGUCUGUUAA
Messenger RNA from Adineta steineri, 786 nucleotides. NCBI's taxonomy places the organism in Eukaryota, Metazoa, Rotifera, Eurotatoria, Adinetida, Adinetidae. The record is from the annotation of a GenBank genome assembly.